AUGGGGCAACGAACUGAUCUUGGGUUUUCUGACUUGAAGUCGCAAAUGCCAUCUUUAGUAGACAUACCAGGGGAAGAAACAAAGAUUCUAGACUUUUGGAAGAGUCAUGAUGCAUUCAAAACGUCCUUGAAACACUCUUCCGGAAAACGUCGGUUCACAUUUUAUGAUGGCCCGCCAUUCGCCACAGGUCUACCACAUUAUGGCCAUCUGUUAGCUGGGACAAUAAAGGAUAUUGUAACACGUUACGCUCAUCAGAGAGGUCAUCAUGUUGAACGUAGGUUUGGAUGGGACUGUCAUGGAUUACCUGUGGAGUACGAAGUUGACAAAGAGCUUGGAAUUACGGGCCCCCAUGAUGUAGAAAAAAUGGGAGUAGCCUGCUACAAUGAUAAAUGUCGAGCAAUUGUCAUGCGUUACAGUUCUCAGUGGGAAAAAGUAACAAACCGCCUUGGUCGGUGGAUUGAUUUUGAAAAUGACUACAGGACUAUGUAUCCGUGGUUUAUGGAGUCUGUUUGGUGGGUCUUUAAACAACUGUAUGAUAAGGGUUUGGUGUACCGUGGUCUAAAAGUAAUGCCGUUCUCAACUGCAUGUUCAACCCCUCUUUCAAACUUUGAGGCAGGACAAAACUACAAAGACGUUCAAGACCCUGCUAUUAUUGUUAGCUUCCCAUUAGAUAAUGAUCCUGAAACUUCAAUGAUAGCUUGGACAACAACUCCUUGGACUCUUGUUAGCAACCUUGCUCUGUGCAUGCACCCUGAUAAAGAAUAUGUUAAGAUUUUGGAUACAUCCAAAAAUCGAAAAUUCAUUAUGAUGAAGGCUCGUCUUACAUCAGUAUAUAAACAAGAAAAUGAAUACAAAGUAUUAGAUACCUUCAAAGGAAGAUCCAUGGAAGGCCUAACAUAUCAACCACCAUUCAGUUACUUUAUACAUCUUAAAAAGGAACGAGGUGCAUUUCGUAUUUUAUGUGAUACCUAUGUAACAGAAGAUGUUGGUACUGGUGUUGUACACCAAGCUCCUUACUUUGGUGAGGAUGAUUUUCGUGUGUGUCUGAAAAACGGUAUUGUUGGGAAAGAUACACCGAUGAUUUGUCCUGUAAAUCCAAACGGUCGAUUCACUGAUGAAAUUAAAGAUUUUGCUGGGAUGUAUGUAAAAGAUGCGGAUAAGCUUAUUUGUCAGAAUUUGAAAAAAAAUGGCCGUUUAGUACAUCAAAGUACAAUUACUCACAGUUAUCCAUUUUGUUGGAGAUCAGAUACUCCAUUAAUAUACAAAGCUAUUCCUACUUGGUUUAUUCGUGUUGAACAAAUGAUUGAUCGACUGUUGGCUAACAAUGCAAAAUGUCUAUGGGUACCGGAUUUUGUACGUGAAGGUAGAUUUGCUAAUUGGCUACGUGAUGCACGUGAUUGGGCUGUGUCUAGAAAUCGUUUCUGGGGUACGCCAAUACCAAUAUGGACAAGUGAUGAUAUGGAAGAAGUGGUUUGUGUUGGUUCUAUUGAAGAAUUGAAACUAUUAUCUGGUAUAGAGGUUACGGAUUUACACAAAGAAUUUGUUGACCCAAUCACUAUUCCAUCGUCAACUGGACGAGGUGUUUUACAUCGUGUUUCUGAAGUAUUUGACUGUUGGUUUGAAUCAGGAUCCAUGCCGUAUGCCCAGAUACAUUAUCCAUUUGAGAAUACAACUGUAUUUCAAGAAGGUUUCCCAGCAGAUUUCAUCGCUGAAGGUAUUGACCAAACACGGGGCUGGUUUUAUACAUUAUUGGUAUUAUCCACUGCAUUAUUCGAUCAACCACCAUUUCGUAAUUUAAUUGUUAAUGGAAUAGUUUUAGCCGCCGAUGGACAGAAGAUGAGUAAACGUGCCAAAAACUAUCCAGAUCCAGUUGAAGUUAUAGAAAAACACGGUGCUGAUCCACUACGAUUAUAUUUAAUAAAUUCACCGGUGGUUCGAGCACAAAAUCUACGAUUCAGUGAAUCUGGUGUACAUGAGAUUGUAAAAGAUGUAUUUCUGCCAUGGUGUAAUGCAUUACGAUUUUUAAUUGAGUCAUCAAUCUUACCAUAUCAAAAAAUAACUCAUCAAUUAUUCAUUAUGAAAUCAGAUGAAUUCCCUUUGACAAAUAAUUUUAUGGAUCGUUGGAUUUUAUCAUUUACUCAAAGUCUAAUAUUGUUUGUACAUGAAGAACUUUCAGGUUAUCGUUUGUACACAGUGGUGCCGCGUUUAGUAAAAUUUAUUGAUCACCUUGUUAAUUGGUAUGUACGGAUGAAUCGUAAACGCUUAAAAGGAGAUGUUGUUGAAAAUCAAAAUGAUUGGAAAGCAGCUUUGCAUACCCUAUUGAAAGUAAUUUAUCAGAUUACAUGUUUAAUGUCACCUUUCACUCCAUUUAUAACUGAAUUUAUCUAUCAACAUAUCAAGGGUUAUCUUGAUUAUACUGAUAAUUUGAAAGACCAUAGUUCUCUUCUUCCUGGUUAUUCAUCUGAAACUGGUGCUCCCGAUUCCAUUCAUUACAUACAAGCCCCUGAACCAAAAUUAGAAUUGAUCUCAAAUGAAAUAGAAGAUAUUGUCUAUUGGAUGCAAUCUACCGUGGAAUUAGGUCGUAUAAUACGUACUCGUUGUAAUCUUCCUUUGAAAGCACCACUACGUGAAGCUAUUGUUAUUCAUUCAGAUCCGAAUAUUUUGAAAAAUAUCAAAUCUGCACAAACAUAUAUCAUUGAAGAGUUGAACGUUCGUGUUCUCACUACAACUAGUGAUAAACAUCGUUAUGGUGUUCAACUUCGUGGCGUAUUAAAUCAUAAAACAUUAGGUGCACGACUCAAAAAUGAUUAUAAAUCUGUUGUGAACAAGGUGAAAGAUAUGUCAACUGAAGAAUUGGAACAAUUUGUCAAUACUGGUCACAUAAUUGUUUGUGGGCAUGAAUUAUCCGGUGAUGACUUAUCAGUAGUAUAUUCGACUGGUAGUAGCAGUGGGUGUAGUGAUACACAAUCAUCUACAUCUGGAUUAAAACGUAAAUCUGGACAAUCAUCAUCAUCAUCAUCCUCCACAUUGGAUGGAAAUAGUCAAGUAAACUCAUCCAAAUAUGAAACAGCUUCAGAUGCUAAAGGUCUAUUGGUAAUAUUGGAUAUAACUCCAGAUGUUGAACUGGAAAAUGAACGUUUAGCUAGAGAACUUGUUAAUCGUAUACAACGAACACGUAAAAAGGCUGAAUUAAUUCCGGAAAAUCCAAUUGUUAUUUUAGCAAUCACUGAUUUAGACUCUUAUUACAAUAUUGCUGGACCACAUGGAAAUUAUUUAAAUUAUAUUCAAUCAACUAUUAAACAACCUUUCACUGUUAUGAAACAAUCAACAAUGAAUAAUAUUAAUCUUAUAGAUAUUAUGCAAUGUGCUAAAUCUAUUCUACCUGAUGGUUGGGAAUUAACUACUGAAGUGAUACGUGAUACAGUUUCAAUUCCACCGGAUAAUAUUGACCUGAUUAUAUUUUCAAGACAGCCAAUACAUGAUUCUUCUGAUCAUCAUAUUAAAAUUAAUAUUAAUAUGAAUUCAGUUGAAAUAAAAAAGCGACCAGUAUUUGUUAAUGUUAUAAAUUAUACUAAUCAUGCACAAACUAUUAAAGUACAAUUAUGUGAUUCAAAUAAUCAAUGGUUUGUCCAUAGUGUAGACGAUUUACUACGAAAGGUGAAAUGUGCUUUUGGUUGGUCGACCAAUAUCAAUUUACAAUUGUACACUGCAUUAAAUACUGAUAAUAUAAAUGAUUUAAAACCAUUUGUACAUGUUCCAGCUAAUCAAUUGAUUAAUUUGGACGGAAUCACUUUGUAUGCUUCUGUUUAA
Schistosoma guineensis is the source of this 3810-nucleotide messenger RNA. The record is from the annotation of a GenBank genome assembly. NCBI's taxonomy places the organism in Eukaryota, Metazoa, Platyhelminthes, Trematoda, Strigeidida, Schistosomatidae.